Messenger RNA from Clonostachys rhizophaga, 1998 nucleotides. NCBI's taxonomy places the organism in Eukaryota, Fungi, Ascomycota, Sordariomycetes, Hypocreales, Bionectriaceae. The record is from the annotation of a GenBank genome assembly.
AUGCUCUACAAGGAAGCCUGUCGCUUGAUCUAUCGCUACGACAGCGAGCAAAUCUGGAUAGAGCCAUGGGGUGCAAAUGCCUUCCGAGUCCGUGCCACCAAGUUGGCGUCCAUGCCGCCUGAACUAUGGGCUUUGAAGAAACCGCCUCCGAUUGAACCACAGAUCUCCUGUCCUGGCACAGCAGAACCGGCAACUAUCACGAAUGGCAAGAUCACGGCUGAAAUUACAACCCGUGGCAAGAUCACAAUAAAAGAAACAGUAUCCGGUAAAAUACUGCUGGAGGAAUACAGCCGAAACCGAAGGGAUCUGUUUGACCCAAAAUGCAGCGCCAUUGAGGUCGAGGCCCGUGAAUUCAAGCCUAUCCUUGGCGGCGACUAUCACUUGACGAUGCGAUUCGAAAGCCUGGACGCGAAGGAGAAGAUCUACGGCAUGGGACAGUACCAGCAGCCACACCUAGAUCUCAAAGGGCUAGACCUUGAGCUCGCGCAUCGUAAUUCUCAGGCCAGUGUGCCGUUCGCCCUCUCCUCUCUAGGCUACGGCAUCCUAUGGAACAGUCCAGCGAUUGGCCGAGCGGUUCUGGGUAAAAACAUCACCAGCUUUGAAUCGUACUCAACAAAGGCGUUGGAUUACUGGGUGGUUGCGGGUGACACACCCGCUGAGAUCCAGCAAUCCAACGCCCGCGCGACCGGGUUGCCCCCGAUGAUGCCCGAGUACGGGCUCGGGUUUUGGCAAUGCAAGCUGCGAUACGAGACACAAGAUGAGCUUCUCGAGGUUGCCCGGGAACACAAGCGCCGGGGGCUGCCCCUCGACGUGAUAGUGGCGGACUUCUUUCACUGGCCAAUGCAAGGCGAAUGGAAAUUUGACACGGCUGCAUGGCCCGAUCCGGAGGCAAUGGUGGCCGAGCUUACAGAGUUGAAGGUUGAGCUCAUGGUCUCCAUCUGGCCGACUGUUGACAAGCGGUCGGAAAACUACGAAGAGAUGAUGGAGCUCGGACACCUGGUCCGAACGGAACGUGGUCUGAGAACCAACUUUUCCUUCGAAGGAGAGACUAUGUAUUACGACGCCACGAGCCCACAGGCUCGCCAGUAUCUUUGGAACAAGGCCAAAGAAAACUAUUAUUCCAAAGGAAUCAAGGUGUUUUGGCUGGAUCAGGCAGAACCAGAGUAUUCGGUCUAUGACUUUGACAAUUACCGCUAUCAUCUCGGCCCAAACUUGAGUGUCGGCAACAUCUACCCGCGUGAUUAUGCACGGACAUUCUAUGAAGGAAUGGAGAGCGAAGGUCAGAAGAAUAUCGUGAACCUUCUCCGGUGUGCGUGGGCAGGCAGUCAGCAAUACGGCACCCUCGUGUGGAGCGGCGACAUAGCGUCGAGUUGGAAAAGCUUCCGCAAUCAGCUUGCCGCCGGGCUGAACAUGGGCGUCGCGGGUCUUGCGUGGUGGACGACCGAUAUAGGGGGUUUCCAUGGCGGUAACCCAAAUGACGAGGGUUUCCGGGAGUUGUUUGUGCGUUGGUUCCAAUGGGGUGCGUUUUGCCCGGUGAUGCGUCUACAUGGAGACCGGGAACCCAGACAAAGCAGCUCCCUGGUUUUCCCCAGCGGUGGGCCAAACGAGGUCUGGGCAUAUGGGGAAACGGUAUAUGAGAUCUGCAAGAAGUACAUGUUGCUGCGCGAAGACAUGAGGGACUACGCUCGCAGAAUGAUGAGGGAAGCACAUGAGCACGGCACUCCUGUUAUGCGCACCUUGUUCUACGAGUUUCCCGACGAUGCAAAAUGCUGGGAGGUUGAGGAACAGUUCAUGUACGGUGACAGUUUUCUAUGUUGUCCGGUGUUUAAGCCUGGAGCACGCAAGAUAUCGGUGUAUUUGCCUGCCGGGGAAACCUGGGUGACACAGGAUGACUGUAAGACGGUCUUCCAGGGAGGCCAAACGGUUGAAGUAGACUGUCCUCUCUCCUGGAUGCCUGUCUUUGUCAGAGAUUCUCGUAUGGGCGUGGUUUUGCUGUGA